UUUUUUUUUAUUUGGACCACACUACAUAAGUCGGUCCAAAAGUGAAAGGUAUGAUCAAUCGUGCAAUAAAGUUGAAGUUUUCAGGCUUGUUGUUGUUCAUGUAUAAACUCCAAUCCAAAGUAGCGUGAAAUUUGGUGGAGGCUUGCUAUUGCCUAAUGUUCUUUCUCCUCCCUAUUUCCAGGAAACUUCACAACCCCUUUUUUGGCCUCAUCUUUUUGGGUCCUAAUUCUUGAUUUUAUUAUCUGAAUCUGGCUGUUCCAUUCAUACAAACAAAAACAAAAAAAGGUUUCAUCUUUGAGCUAGCUAAAGGGGUACAAAGAUUAUUUUUUUUUAAAAAAAAUUCUAAAGAUUUUGAGUCUGAAAUAUUUAUAAUGGAUUCAGAUUCUUGGAAUCGUAUAUUUACUUCUUCUUCAAGGCGUUACCAACCUCGAUCAGAAAUCCGUAACUUAGGAGAGGAGUAUGAUGGUGAAGACGAGACGAGGCCAGAGUUUCUCUGUCCUUUCUGUGCGGAGGAUUUUGAUAUUGUUGGACUAUGUUGUCAUAUAGAUGAUGAACAUGCUGUUGAGGCUAAGAAUGGGAUAUGCCCGGUUUGUGCAAAAAGGGUUGGAACGGAUUUGGUUGGUCAUAUUACUCAGCAACAUGGAAACAUUUUGAAGGUGCAGCGCAGGAGAAGAUUUCGAAGAGGUGGUACUUCAGCUCUCUCUAUUUUAAGAAGAGAGCUAAGGGAAGGGAGUUUGCAGUCCAUCCUGGGGGGAUCCUCUCGUUUGGUUUCUCCCUCCACUACAGAUCCAGAUCCAUUGUUAUCUUCAUUUAUUCACAAUACAACUUUGGCUAAUGAAAUUCCUGAUGUUCAACCUUUAUCUUCUAUUAAGCAAAGCUCAAAAAAAGAAAGCACUCUUGAGAACUCAUCUGAAAGAACUGUUGAGCGAUCUCCGCUAUCUGACAAAGACCAAGAGGAGAAGGCCAGGAAGAGUAAGUUUGUGCAAGGGCUACUGCUAUCUACCUUUCUUGAAGAUGACAUCUAAAUGCGAAGAGGAUAAUGUUAGCAUGGAUAGAGAAAGGAAGAGGAUGCUGCCAUUUUGUGUAGUAGUUAGGGGGGGAAGAGGAAACUCGUAAAAGUCCUACUUAUGUGUAUAAUAUUAAAGACUACACUAGUUUUCCAUCUUCAAUGUAGCAACAUGCUAAAAUACAUAUUCCAAUUUUAAUUGUGGGAAGCAACACGAAACAUAUGAGUGUAUAGCUAGUUUCACUAAAAUGAAGCAGCCAGCGAAAUGGCAUUGGCAUGCA
This is a messenger RNA of Solanum lycopersicum (tomato), 1287 nucleotides long. RefSeq names its product protein DEHYDRATION-INDUCED 19 homolog 4. Lineage: Eukaryota; Viridiplantae; Streptophyta; Magnoliopsida; Solanales; Solanaceae. The record is from RefSeq and is a predicted model, not a curated record.